Molecule: messenger RNA, 956 nt
Organism: Panicum virgatum (switchgrass)
Lineage: Eukaryota; Viridiplantae; Streptophyta; Magnoliopsida; Poales; Poaceae
Exons: 6
Coding region: 307-777 (156 amino acids)
Biological process (GO): maturation of SSU-rRNA from tricistronic rRNA transcript (SSU-rRNA, 5.8S rRNA, LSU-rRNA)
Cellular component (GO): preribosome, small subunit precursor; nucleolus; 90S preribosome
Source: RefSeq, a predicted model, not a curated record
AUCUCGAGCUCACUUCGUUCGCCGUCCCGGCCAUCCCUGCGGCCGCCGCACGCUCCUCCUCUCGCCUUCUUCCACCGCCGCCGCGGCGCAACCCCCAGGUUGUUGCGGCGCGGAGGUCCACCCCGUCUACCUGGAGUUGGAUCGGCUGCUCGAGUCGCCGUGAACACUUCCGCCGGUCGCUAGCUUCUUCGUCUUCCUCCGCCGCCUCCACCGCUCGCUAGUCUUCAUCCUAGUUGCUGGCGCAUCGGCAUUGUAUUCCCCUCCUCCUCGGCCCGUUCCUCCGCUUCGCCACCGCCUCGCCCCGACAUGACUGGGUCAUCUAAGAAGCAUGAGCUCAAAUCUAAGGAAAAAUUGGAAAAGAAGCUCAGCUUUUACACAAAAGUAAAAGAUGCUGUUACUUCCUUAAAUGCUAAGAAGACUAUCAGUAAGAAAAAGAACCAGAGUUGUCGUCAGAAAAAACUGAAAGCAUACGAUCUUUCAGCACUCUCCGAGUUCCUUCCAGAACCAACUGAACCAGAGCACAAAACAGAUGCAAAGCUGAACUGCAAGUCAAGGCAGACUUUAGUGCUACGGGAGUCUGCUCACCUGAAAGCUGUUCUGAACAACCCGCAGUUCCAGCUCGACCCGUUUGCCGCGAUCCACCAGCACCUGCUAGCAACACAGCUACCUGCGGCUGCGAAGAAGGAUGAUGCCGCCAAGCAUAGGAAGGACUCCAAGGACAAGAAAAGGAGGAAGAAGAAGAGCACUUCGUCUAGCUCCCAAACAAUGGAUAUCUGAUGCUGCAACUUUAACAUUGCAAUUGCAGUGAUACACUUGAUUUUUUUUCGUUGGCAAUUUUGUACGGAAGCGACCUCCCUAGUUUCGUUGGAACUUCGGAGGUUGAACUUGGGAAGUUUGGUAUGGAUGUAUGUCAAAAUUUGGCACCAGUAGAUCUAUAUCUGCUAAUCCUUUUCACU